Molecule: messenger RNA, 1323 nt
Organism: Cherax quadricarinatus
Lineage: Eukaryota; Metazoa; Arthropoda; Malacostraca; Decapoda; Parastacidae
Source: RefSeq, a predicted model, not a curated record
AUGAAUGUAGUGAGUGAAGAUAUUAGAGAUGAUGUAGUGAAGAGAUUAGAGAUGAAUGUAGUGAAGCUAUUAGAGAUGAAUGUAGUGAAGAUAUUAGUGGAUGAGCGUAGUGAAGAUAUAGUGAUGAGCACGAGAGAAAAUGAUGCUUGUGCUGAACACCGGUGUGAAAAUGGUCAGUGCCGUGCCCGUCAGCAUAAUGGUGGUUAUCGAUGUAGGUGCAAGAAAGGAUGGAGUGGCAAGUUCUGUAAUAAAGACAGUAAUGCAUGUUCAGCCAAUAAGUGUGAAAAUGGCAGAUGUCGACCACGCCGUCGUAGUGGUGGUUACCGAUGCCGGUGCAAGAGGGGGUGGAGCGGCAAAUACUGCAAUGAGCCUCCAACUUGCCGGAGGGAUAGACAAAGAGCUUUUGUAUUUGAUUAUGGCUGCCGUUCUCGAUACCGCAUCAAGCAGUUUACCUGUGAUGGUAAAUGUGGGAAAGACUGUUGUCAGCCUAAACGAUACCACAAGAAACGGGUAGCGAUGAUUUGCAAUGAUGGAACUAAAUACACAAAGGAUGUUGAUAUCAUUCGCAAGUGUAGAUGCUCACGAGAUUGCGAUGGCAUGUAAUAUAUAAAAAAAAAGAAUUUUUGCAGACUUACAGCAAUGUGCAGACUAACUAGUUUCAAGAAAUCUUUUUUGUAAAGGUGUAAAUCAGUACAUACUACAUAAAUACACAAAACAUAGUAUAUUCAUGGUACUUACAGUGCGGGUAAAUUAUUAAAUCAUACAAGUUAUUUGCUAGGUACAGAUUGUGUGGAGGUAGAAUGGAGUUACAUGCUUAUAUUAUAGCAUUUAUUAUAUACUCAACCUCAAGCUUUACGUGCAGUGAACAUAUUUGUGUACAUAGUCAUACUAACAAUUAAAUGUUCAGAUUUCUCUGAAUUAUGAUUAGCUUUAUAUAUACAGUAUAUACUGUAUAAACACACAGACACACAGACAGACACACACAGACAGACACACACAGACAGACACACACAGACAGACACACACAGACAGACACACACACACACACACAGACAGACACAACACACACACACACAGACAGACACACACACACACACACAGACAGACACACACACACACACACAGACAGACACACACACACAGACAGACACACACACACAGACACACACACACACACAGACACACAGACACAGACACACACACACACACAGACACACACACACACACAGACACACAGACACACACACACAGACACACACACACACAGACACACACACAGACAGACAUACACACACACACACACACACACACACAGACACACAC